CCAGUAGUACCACUAGAGGGUCUACUAUCAGCCUUGACUUAAACUUUAGGAAUAUUGACCAUGUUGAUAUUAAACAUCAAGCUCAGGAAAAUAAGAUGAAAUUAAAGCCUCCGACAAACGAUAAGCUCAAGAAAGCUUCUAAAAGCAUCUCUAACCCUCCAAAACCCGGCUCAACCAAAGAAAAUCAUUUUAGUAAAGGAAAGUGCACUCACCAGUUCAACCAAAUUAUUCAAAACCUGAAAGAGAAGGCCAAUAAUCCACCCGAAAAAUUCCAAAAUAUAAAGAACCUUGCCUAAACAAAAGAAUGUUCGUGACCCGCAACAAGUCUUCCCAAGCCAAUCCUGGCUUCGAAAAACAAGGAAGAAAAGAAAAGGAAAUGAUCCGAUUCACUGAAAAACAAUGUGGCCUCAAAGUUAACCUUUGCAAGUCUUGGUGAUCCUGUAACCAUUAAAAUGGUAAAAUUAUAAAUAAUGUCAAGACGAUUUAUCAGAAGAAUCCUUAUGUGGACAGAUAUGACCUAGAGACUUUGGAGAUGGUCAUCUCCCUGGUAUCUGAUUUUCUUGGCCUAAAGGCAAAUUUUCAAUUAGAUAGUGACCUCUUUAGUACUGAACAAGAUAAAAGGGCAGAAAUCGCAAGUACUUCAUGGGACAAAAGAACUCAACCUCCCAAGAUAAGAGUGGUCUUAGAAUCGAAAAUAAAGAAUGUUUUCUUCAAGAAGAUCUUUAAUGAAGAUAUGAAGAAGCAUAACACAAUGGAGACACCUGAUAAAGAUUUGAAAAAUUUCUUCCAAGACCAGUCUGGCACCACAGUGUAUAAUAAGACCUCUAAAGAAAAGCCUCUAAAACUUCGGAUCACUCAAAGCAGCAGGCCAGGAGACUUCAACAAUGAAGAGAGUGAUUCAGAAAUUGAAGCAGCUUUCUCCUCCUAUAACGAAGACGCUUUGGAAAAGAAUGCCGCAAUAUUGCCAAAGUUCAAUUUUAUUACAAAGGGGAAUCUAGAUUCUAUCCAAGAUUCAAUAAGAAAAGGACAUACUUCACGUAAUUCCUCCUUCCAUAUUGAGGAGAGCAAGUUAGAUCAGAAUUCAAGGCAGAGAAGGCUUGACUAUAAGACCUAGCUGUAAACCAC
Moneuplotes crassus is the source of this 1125-nucleotide messenger RNA. The record is from the annotation of a GenBank genome assembly. NCBI's taxonomy places the organism in Eukaryota, Ciliophora, Spirotrichea, Euplotida, Euplotidae.